Brassica napus (rape) is the source of this 2194-nucleotide messenger RNA. RefSeq names its product pentatricopeptide repeat-containing protein At1g80270, mitochondrial-like. The record is from RefSeq and is a predicted model, not a curated record. Lineage: Eukaryota; Viridiplantae; Streptophyta; Magnoliopsida; Brassicales; Brassicaceae. The transcript has 3 exons. Gene Ontology annotation, molecular function: protein binding. Gene Ontology annotation, cellular component: mitochondrion. The coding region runs from base 216 to 2060 and encodes 614 amino acids.
UGACAUCUCCUCUCAUUUCAUCAACCCACUCUGUUUUCAUUUCUUCUUCUUCUUCUUCGUCGACUGUAAUCUCCUAAACCUUCUUCGCUUUUUGUAGAAUCCGAUCUAUUAAUUGCUGUAGCCAAAGCCUUUUUUCUUACUGUUAAUCUGAUCUUUGUGGUGUGUUUCAUAGAGCAGACAGGUGAAAAUCCACUGAUCGUUUCGAGAGACCAAUCAUGUUCGCCCUUUCCAAAGUUUUACGGAGAUCCCAGAGACUCCGACUUGGUGCUUGUACUACUGCUGUUUAUUCAAAUGAGAUUCAAUCCGGAGAAAGAAGCUUAUUCACUCUUCAAUCCCACUCCAUUCUUCAUGAUCAACAACUUGAACCCCUUCCAAGAGUUUACAACAUGUCUUCUUCUAUGGGUAACCGUCUUCUCUCCUCGAGUGCCGGCACUAAAAGUGAUCAAGAGGAAGAUGACGACCUCGAAGACGGUUUCUCCGAACUUGAAAACUCUAAGUCAGGCCAAGAGUCUAGUACCAGUAGCAGUAGUAGUGAUGAUAGUGACGUCGAUGAGGGAAAGCUCUCCGCUGCUGAUGACGAAGAUGAAGAAGAAGAGCUGGAGCUAGACCUCGCUGAAACCGAUGAUAGUAAAAAGACUUUAGAAAAGAAGCAAUCCGAGCUUUUCAAGGCCAUUGUCUCUGCAGGAGGUCUCUCUGUAGGCAGUGCACUUGAUAAAUGGGUGGAAGAAGAAGGAAAUGAGAUCACCCGAACCGAGGUUGCUAAGGCCAUGCUCCAGCUCCGUAGGCGUCGCAUGUACGGAAGAGCCUUACAGAUGUCAGAGUGGUUGGAGGCAAAUAAGAAGAUCGAAAUGAACGAGAGAGACUACGCUUCUCGCUUAGAUCUCAUUGUCAAAACGCGUGGCUUGGAGAAGGGAGAAGCUUACGUGGACAAGAUUCCCAAAUCCUUCAGAGGGGAAGUGAUGUACCGCACCCUUCUGGCGAACUGUGUGGUUGCUUGCAAUGUCAAGAAGUCUGAGCUUGUCUUCAACAGAAUGAAGGACUUGGGGUUCCCUCGCUCUGGCUUCACCUGUGAUCAGAUGCUUCUCCUCUACAAGAGAGUUGACAGGAAGAAGAUCGCAGACGUGCUUCUCCUCAUGGAGAAAGAGAACGUCAAGCCGAGUCUCCUCACUUACAAGAUCUUGAUUGACGUCAAAGGGUCGUCUAACGACAUAAAGGGGAUGGAGCAGGUUGUGGAGACGAUGAAGGACGAAGGCGUUGAGCCUGACUUCAACACGCAAGCUAUCAUCGCUAGGCACUACUCGGUAGCUGGGCUUAAGGAGAAGGCCGAGAGUGUUUUGAAAGAGAUGGAAGGGGAAAGCUUAGAGGCGAACCGGAGAGCGUUCAAAGAUUUGCUAUCCAUCUACGCCUCUCUCGGGAGGGAAGACGAGGUGAGGAGAGUGUGGAAGAUCUGUGAACCGAAGCCUCGCUUCGAGGAGUCCCUUUCUGCGAUCCAGGCUUUUGGGAAGCUUGAUAAGGUGCAAGAGGCGGAGGAGGUUUUCGAGAAGGUUAUCAAGAUGGACAGGAGGGUUUCUUCAAACACUUUCUCUGUUCUCCUGAGGGUGUACGUGGAUCACAAGAUGCUCUCGAAGGGGAAAGAUCUGGUUAAGCGAAUGGCGGAGAGCGGUUGCAGGAUCGAGGCGUCGACAUGGGAUGCACUCAUCAGGCUGUACGUGGAAGCAGGGGAAGUCGAGAAGGCUGAUUCUUUGCUGAGCAAGGCGUCGAAACAGAGCCAUACGAAGCUGAUGAUGAGCUCGUUCAUGUACAUCAUGGACGAGUACGCGAAACGGGGAGAUGUUCAUAACACUGAGAAGAUAUUCCAGAAGAUGAGGGAGGUUGGGUAUACAUCUCGGCUUAGGCAGUUCCAGGCACUCAUGCAGGGUUACUUGAACGCUAAAGCUCCUGCGUAUGGGAUGAGAGAUAGAAUGAAGGCUGAUAAUAUCUUUCCGAACAAAGCUAUGGCUGCACAGUUGGCUCAAGGUGAUCCGUUUAAGAAGACAGCUAUCUCUGAUAUUCUGGAUUGAGUCAGAGUCUUUCCUCCUACUCCUUUGUUCUUUCUGCUUUGUUCCCCCUUGUCUUUCUAACGUUUAGUUUGAGGCUUUGCUUAGGUACUGUAUUUUUUUAAUGUUUCUGUUUGGGUUAUUUGGUGGUUGAUUCA